This is a messenger RNA of Megalobrama amblycephala (Wuchang bream), 1465 nucleotides long. It is a transcript of the gene ppa1b, whose product is annotated as inorganic pyrophosphatase 1b. Gene Ontology annotation, biological process: phosphate-containing compound metabolic process. Lineage: Eukaryota; Metazoa; Chordata; Actinopteri; Cypriniformes; Xenocyprididae. The coding region runs from base 296 to 1171 and encodes 291 amino acids. The record is from RefSeq and is a predicted model, not a curated record. The transcript is spliced from 11 exons. Gene Ontology annotation, molecular function: inorganic diphosphate phosphatase activity; magnesium ion binding. Gene Ontology annotation, cellular component: cytoplasm.
UAAACAUCAACUUGACCAGGUUGUGAAUCAAAACAGCUUAGGCUGAUUUAGCUGCAAAUAUACAAAACUGUCUUUGAACGUAUUGAAAGUUACUGCGUUAAAAGUGUGAUAUUUACAUUUUUCUUACAAGUUGUUUUUUUAGCACUGAAUAUCAUUACCGAUUCACAAAUCAGAUGCACAUACACUUAACGCUUACGCGCAAAUCAGCUUCUGCGCAUGCGCGAUUUCCCCCAAGCAAGUCGCUGCUGUCCUUUUACACACAGCCUACCGGAAUCAAUACACAAUAGCGCACAAUAUGAGUUUCUCCACUGAAGAAAGAGGAAACCCUAACACUUUGAGUUAUAGGCUCUAUUUUAAGAACUCCGAUGGAAAGUAUAUUUCACCAUUCCAUGACAUACCUAUGUGUGCCGAUGAAUCUCAGAACAUUUUCCACAUGGUUGUUGAAGUACCAAGAUGGACAAAUGCAAAAAUGGAGAUUGCCACAAAAGACCCUCUGAACCCAAUUAAGCAAGAUGUGAAGAAGGGCAAUUUGCGCUAUGUGGCAAAUGUUUUCCCACACAAAGGCUAUAUUUGGAAUUAUGGAGCAAUCCCUCAAACUUGGGAAGACCCCGGGCACAAAGACAAUGACACAGGGUGUUGUGGUGACAAUGACCCGAUCGAUGUCUGUGAAAUUGGUAGCAAGGUGUGCAGUCGUGGAGAUGUUAUCAAAGUGAAAGUCCUGGGUGUCUUAGCAAUGAUUGAUGAAGGAGAAACUGACUGGAAAGUCAUUGCAAUCAAUGUUGAUGACCCUGAGGCAAAGGACUUGAACAGCAUUAGUGACGUGAGGAGACACAAGCCAGGCUACCUUGAGGCCACAGUUGACUGGUUCAGGAGGUACAAGGUACCUGAUGGGAAACCUGAAAACCAGUUUGCAUUUAACGGAGAGUUCAAAGACAAGAACUUUGCCAUUGAGACAAUCAAAGCCACCCAUGGCUUCUGGAAGGCACUUAUCUCACAACAAACCAAUGCUGGAGAACUAAACUGCAAGAACACGUGUGUCUCAGAGGGAGACAGUCCAUUCUGCUGUUCGGCAGAUGAAGCCAAAGCAGUUGUUGAUGGAUCAUGCCCAUGUGGAGAUUCCAGUCCAGUUCCAAGCUCAGUUGACAAGUGGUUCUACUAUGCAAAGAACUGAAGAACGUAACACUGUUAAUGCACCAGUAUGAUCAUGUUUAGAAUGUGCAUGUCAGUUUCUGUCUAGAAUAAUGGAUAUUAUUUGAAAACAUGGGCACUUAACAUAUUAUCUGGAGACUAAAUCUCAAAUUAACAGUUAGAGGAGCUAACCGAUGUCUUGCUAAGUUAUGUUGAUUUUGAUAAUGGUUAGAUAUUCUGUGUAACAGAUACUAAGGUUAGAGAUACUAAAUAGUCUGGUCAAACUCAGGUACUGUAAGAUGUGGAACAAAUGCUUUAAUAAACUUUUCUCAUAUGA